GUUUUGUCGUCGUUUGGUAAAUUAAAAUAAUUUUAAAAAAUGACGAAUUCUAAAGGUUAUAGGAGGGGAACCAGAGAUUUAUUCUCUAGAAAAUUUAAAAAACAUGGAACUAUCCCGUUGGCUACUUAUAUGAAAGUAUAUAAAGUUGGAGACAUAGUCGACAUUAAGGGAAAUGGAUGCGUUCAAAAAGGUAUGCCCUAUAAAGCAUAUCACGGUAAAACAGGUCGUGUCUAUAAUGUUAAUCCUCACGCUCUUGGAGUAAUUGUUAAUAAAAGAGUUAGAGAAAGAAUUAUUGCUAAGAGAAUUAAUGUUAGAGUGGAACAUGUUAAACACUCAAAAUGCAGAGAAGAUUUUUUAAGAAGAGUUCAUGAAAAUGAAAGAUUAAAAAAGAAAUACAAAAACAAACGCGUUCAUGUUUGUUUGAAAAGGAAGCCUGCUCCACCCAGACCAGCACAUGUAGUUCAAGCGAAGGAAAAACCAAUUUUACUGGCACCUAUUCCUUAUGAAUUCAUUGCUUAAAGUAAUAAUAAACUGCUACAUUAAUUA
Molecule: messenger RNA, 546 nt
Organism: Pediculus humanus corporis (human body louse)
Lineage: Eukaryota; Metazoa; Arthropoda; Insecta; Psocodea; Pediculidae
Product: 60S ribosomal protein L21, putative
Exons: 3
Coding region: 40-519 (159 amino acids)
Biological process (GO): translation
Cellular component (GO): cytosolic large ribosomal subunit; ribosome
Molecular function (GO): structural constituent of ribosome
Source: RefSeq, a predicted model, not a curated record